GGCGCCCCGGUGUACCUGGCGGCCGUGCUGGAGUACCUGACGGCCGAGAUCCUGGAGCUGGCGGGCAACGCGGCCCGCGACAACAAGAAGACGCGCAUCAUCCCCCGCCACCUGCAGCUCGCCAUCCGCAACGACGAGGAGCUCAACAAGCUGCUGGGCAAGGUGACGAUCGCGCAGGGUGGGGUGCUGCCCAACAUCCAGGCCGUGCUGCUGCCCAAGAAGACCGAGAGUCAUAAAGCUAAAAGCAAAUAAACUUGGAAAGCAGAGCUAUUUAGACUUUGCCCAACAUAACUUUAUAAACCAAAGGCUCUUUUCAGAGCCACCCACACAAUCAGAAAAGAGUUGUGUUGCUU
This is a messenger RNA of Acanthisitta chloris (rifleman), 353 nucleotides long. Its product is annotated as histone H2A type 2-C. The record is from RefSeq and is a predicted model, not a curated record. Gene Ontology annotation, cellular component: nucleosome. Gene Ontology annotation, molecular function: structural constituent of chromatin; protein heterodimerization activity; DNA binding. The transcript has a single exon. NCBI's taxonomy places the organism in Eukaryota, Metazoa, Chordata, Aves, Passeriformes, Acanthisittidae. The annotation marks the transcript as partial.